Molecule: messenger RNA, 704 nt
Organism: Cucurbita maxima (winter squash)
Lineage: Eukaryota; Viridiplantae; Streptophyta; Magnoliopsida; Cucurbitales; Cucurbitaceae
Exons: 2
Source: RefSeq, a predicted model, not a curated record
AGAAAGAGUUUCCGUAUUUGUGUAGAUUGCAGGGAAAGAAACGGAUCCCACGUGGCAUCAAAUAUAUGACCGUUGGCAAUUCAAUUUCUCUGGUUAAAUCUUUCCAUCCACUCUCGUUGAGAGACGAGACCUAAAGAACGCCAUGAAAACGGUCCUUUUUUCAACCUCGGCUUCUUCAAAUUCAACCGCCACCGCCACCGCCAUGGAAGAAGGCGAGCGAUCGGAAGCCCGCGACAGAUGUUACUAUCCCGGUUGCCGGAAAGAUGCGAAUUGCAACUGCAAGAUUUGCUUGGACAGUAUCAACGCCACUUUGGACCUAAUGUCUUACAGUGUUCAAAAAACCUCACUCAUGAAGCUCUCUGCUUCGAGACCUAAUGUUGAAGCCACUCCGAUUUCAUUUAAUCCUUUGAUUUUGACGACACCGCCAUCGGGCACGUCUCGGACCAUGAAGUACCCUAAUUUUAUAUCUCCGGUGAAAUUGAGUUUGGGAUUCGAGGCUGAGGAAGAGGAAAGAGAUUCAAGUUCGUUGCAUCGAUUUCUGACGUUGGUUUUUGUUCUGAGUUUGAUCUUUGUGGUGACUAUUGGAUUUUCGUGUGCGAUCGCUAGGGUUAUUAGGCCGAACCUGUCAGUGUUCGUGCAUGAUUUGAAUGGGAAAUUGUGGGAGUUGCAGGGGAUCGUGAAUUUGAAGAUUUCUAAUUGCAGUU